Prunus armeniaca (apricot) is the source of this 393-nucleotide messenger RNA. The record is from the annotation of a GenBank genome assembly. NCBI's taxonomy places the organism in Eukaryota, Viridiplantae, Streptophyta, Magnoliopsida, Rosales, Rosaceae.
AUGGCUUUUGAGAGGACAUGGGCAUACUUUACGAGGUGCGGAGAACUUGUGGUCAGAGGAGGUCUUGUCGUCGACGUGGUUGAUUUGCAUCCCUUCAAAUUUUCCAAAGUUAGCUCCGAGACCGAGAUAGAGGGCGGUUUGGGUAUCUCCCAAUGUGGUACACAAGGUCCACGUGUUAUGCUUUUAUUGGGUAGACGAGCUCGAUGUGUGCCGAGCGUCAAUAAGUUCCCCAACUCUCUAGGCAAGUCUCCUUGGGUGGGGAGUUUCCAUUGUCUCUAUCUGCCCAAUAAGAAUGUGUUCCAAACAGUCCGAUCAGUUGGCCUUGACGAGCGGUUCGAUUGGUUUGCCUUGACAACCUUGAUGAGUUAUUUUUGGAUCGAGUGGUCGGGUUAG